Molecule: messenger RNA, 810 nt
Organism: Lotus japonicus
Lineage: Eukaryota; Viridiplantae; Streptophyta; Magnoliopsida; Fabales; Fabaceae
Exons: 2
Coding region: 91-453 (120 amino acids)
Source: RefSeq, a predicted model, not a curated record
UAACGACUGUUAAAUCGUCGUCCAUUUGAACUCAGCUACAGCGAAACGAAGGUGUGUGGUGAAGGCGGCGUGAGAGUGAAGAGAAGAAAAAUGGCGUGGAAAUGGAUCGUGCGUCGGACUCGCGAAUCGAAGCCGUUCUUCUUCGCUUUCGCCACCGUAUGCGGCGUCGUUCCGGGCGUGAUCGGCUACUGCGUGAUGCAGGCCACUAACACCCGCACCGACCAACUCGAAUCUCGUCUCCGCACUACUGCUCGCCCUGAAUCACUGAUGAUGGGACAAGUAAAUAAAGAGAGACUGGCAGAAUACCUUGGAGAGCUACAGCGGAAGGAGGAUACCAAUGACCGCUACGUUGCUGCUCUAAGAGGAGAGACUUUAACCAGAAAACCUUAUGUGAGAAUUCAACCUGUUCCAGAGCAAACUGAGACUAAAGCUGACAAGGAGCAAAAGAAAUGAAUAAGUUGCUGAUCUCCAGACAUUGUGAAUAUACGUUUCUUUAAGUUCACUAUGAACUUGACGCAGUUUCGUGUUUAAUCUCUUUACAUUCCUGGAUGCAUCUUUUUAAGCAAUGAACUCCUCUUCUUGGGGAAGAGGUAUUAGUUAGGCGAGAAUUGAGUAGUUAAUUAAAUUCUUCAUAGAAGAGGGGUCUUGUAUUCUCUUUGGAAUAAUUUAUUUUCCAGACUUUAGGAUGCUUUUGCCCUAAACUGUUUGCAUUUGAGGAUUAAGCCUUUUUUCUUUUCUCGUACGACAUGGAUGUGAGUGUAACAGUUGCACUUGCACUGGUAUAAGAUAAAACAUUCUAUUCGCGUUGCA